UGGUAAUUGAAACAGAAAAUCUAAAGGAUUGUCAUUCUCCCUCACGUUUUUGUUCAAAGGAAUUUGGAUGGCUCAAUUGAUGAGAGCACCAACAAUCUGCUUCACUCCAAAGCUAUUUCCUAAACACCCCAGAAAUAGGAUGGCUUUGAAUGCCAACAACAUGACCGCUUCCUUAAACAACAAUACCAACAACAGGAAGCUUCCCAUAUUGCUCUUUGACAUCAUGGACACCAUUGUUCGUGACCCCUUUUACCAUGAUAUCCCCGCCUUCUUCAGAAUGUCUUUCAAGGAACUAAUAGAGUGCAAGCAUCCAACUGCAUGGAUUGAGUUCGAAAAUGGGGUGAUUAAUGAGGAGGAGCUAGCUGGAAAAUUCUUUAAAGACGGAAGGGCUUUUGAUUUGGAAGGCCUCAAAAAUUGUAUGAGAAGAGGAUAUUCCUACAUAGACGGAAUUGAACAAUUGCUUCAAGCAUUAAAACAAAACAACUAUGAGAUGCAUGCUUUCACAAAUUACCCCAUCUGGUACAAAAUAAUUGAGGACAAGUUAAACAUUUCAAAUUAUUUAUCCUGGACAUUUUGCUCAUGCAUGUAUGGAAAGAGGAAGCCUGACCCUGAUUUCUAUUUGGCUGUUGUGGAACAUCUUAAAGUUGAUCCUGUGAGCUGUAUAUUCAUUGAUGACAGGAUCAAAAACGUUGAGGCUGCUGUCGGAGUUGGCAUUACUGGUCUUCACUUCAAGAACCCAGAUUUACUACGUCAAGAUCUUGAACCUUUGGGGGUUGACAUUUCCAUAGAUGGACAUGUAAGUGAGAAUCAGCUUAAGCCUGCAGAAGGACAGACAUGGUGAUAUCUAAAUUAUAUAUUUGUGUUAUUGUCUUUUUGGCCUUCUGCCUUGUUAAUAAUCGCUUCAUUGUCGUUAUUUUGUAUGGAUAUCCUUCUUUGUAUUGAGCAUCCAUUGAACAGAGUAUGUUGGAAUUCCCCCGGUUAUGGUGCCCAUUGGACCUUCCGCA
Theobroma umbraticum is the source of this 1004-nucleotide messenger RNA. It is a transcript of the gene FHY1, whose product is annotated as Haloacid dehalogenase-like hydrolase (HAD) superfamily protein. NCBI's taxonomy places the organism in Eukaryota, Viridiplantae, Streptophyta, Magnoliopsida, Malvales, Malvaceae. The record is from RefSeq and is a predicted model, not a curated record.